UUAAAAAUAAUAAUUACGAGUGUAAGAUAAAAUAAUGUUUUUAAAAAUAUUAAAGUUACAAACUCUUCUACUUGUGGUGUUUUUCGCUUGUUAUUUAAUUACCAAUGGUGCAGCAGAAAAAAACAAUGGCAAGUCCAAUGCAAUAGAGAGAACCAAUGUUGGACUUGUCUUUGAGCACACACUAAAGGAUUUGGAGAAAGUUUUUCACUUAGCCGUCGAGAAGGCCAACGAGAAUAAUGAGGACUUGAAGUUGCAUGGCGUUACGACAAGUAUAGAACCGGGUAAUGCAUUUGACACAUCGAAAAAGCUAUGUAAAAUGUUAAAGCAUAAUCUUGUUGCCGUUGUCGGACCAACAACCACAUUUGCAGCCAAACAUGCCAUGAGCAUUUGUGAUGCGAAAGAAUUGCCAUUCAUAGACACCCGCUGGGAUUUCAAUGCACAACUGCCCACCAUCAACCUGCAUCCGGAUCCGUCACAGUUGGCAAUCGCACUAAAGGAUUUAGUAGUUGGUUUGGAAUGGACUAGCUUUACCAUCAUAUACGAAACGGGCGAGUUCCUCGCGACCGUUAAGGAACUGUUGCAAAUGUAUGGUACUUCCGGACCAACAGUCACAGUGCGUCGGUAUGAGCUUGACCUCAAUGGCGAUUAUCGAAAUGUAUUGCGUCGCAUCAAGUAUUCUGGUGAAACUUCAUUCGUGGUUGUUGGUGCAGUGGACACACUCCCUGAAUUAUUCAAACAGGCACAACAAGUUGGUUUGAUGACUGGUGAUUACAGAUAUAUCGUUGGAAAUUUAGACUUUCAAACUAUGGACUUGGAACCGUUUCAGCAUGGUGAUACAAAUAUCACAAGUUUCCGUUUGAUAUCACCAGAAAAUGAUAAUGUUUUUGAAGUUUCUAAAGCUUUAUAUGAUGCGGAAGACCCUUAUCAAAAUGUGUCAUGUCCUUUGACAGUCAACAUGGCUUUGGUGUACGAUGGCGUACAACUUUUGGCAGAGACAUUUCAGCAUGUGAUAUUCCGUGCGGUACCGUUAAACUGCAACGACGACAGCACUUGGGAUAAGGGAUACACGCUUGUCAACUACAUGAAAUCGUUCAAUAUACAAGGACUUUCGGGUGAAAUUAAAUUGGAUAAUCAAGGUCUACGUACUGAAUUCGCACUGGAAGUUGUUGAAUUAACAGUUUCUGGACUACAGAAAAUUGGUACUUGGACAACUAAUGACGGAUUUAGUAUAAAUCGUCCAGCACCUCGUAUAGUUGUGGAACAAGAUCAACGUUCUCUGGUAAACAAAAGUUUUGUGGUCAUAACAGCAAUUAGUGAACCAUAUGGCAUGUUGAAGGAUACAGCAGAGAAACUUGAAGGCAAUGAUCAAUACGAAGGCUUUGGUAUUGAAUUAAUUGAAGAACUAAGCAAGAAAUUGGGUUUUAGUUAUACAUUUCGCAUACAAGAGGAUAACAAAUAUGGCAAUCUUGAUCAAAUCACUAAAACAUGGAAUGGCAUGAUUCUUGAAAUAAUUGAAAAGCGCGCCGAUAUGGGUAUCACCGAUCUUACUAUGACUUCGGAUCGGGAAAGUGGUGUUGAUUUCACAAUACCUUUUAUGAAUCUAGGUAUAGCUAUUCUCUUCCGUAAACCAAUGAAGGAGCCACCACAACUAUUCUCAUUCAUGUCACCAUUUUCUGGUGCAGUAUGGAUGUGGCUAGGUAUAGCCUAUGUAAGUGUGUCCGUAAGUAUGUUUGUAUUGAGUCGCAUAUCACCAACCGAAUGGGAUAAUCCAUAUCCAUGCAUUGAAGAACCAACAGAACUUGAAAAUCAAUUCAGUUUUGUGAAUUGCUUCUGGUUUUCCAUCGGCGCACUAUUGCAACAAGGCACUGAAUUAGCACCCAAAGGAUUAUCGACGCGUGCUGUCGCCUCAGCUUGGUGGUUCUUUACAUUGAUUUUGGUCUCAUCGUAUACAGCCAAUUUGGCUGCCUUUCUUACAAUCGAAUCGUUAAGCAGUCCCAUUAAUAAUGUAGAAGAUUUAGCGGAAAAUAAAGGUGGCGUAAAAUAUGGCGCCAAAGUUGGUGGCAGCACAUACACAUUUUUCCAGGAUGCUCAGUACCCUACGUAUCAGCGUAUGUUCGCGUAUAUGAAAGAGCAUCCAGAACUUAUGACUUCGACAAAUAACGAAGGCGUCCAACGUGUUGAGAAUGAUAAUUAUGCAUUUUUAAUGGAGUCCACAACUGUUGAAUAUAAUACGGAACGACGCUGCAAGGUAACACAAGUGGGCGCAUUGUUGGAUGAGAAAGGAUACGGUAUUGCAAUGAGAAAAAAUUGGCCUUAUCGGGAUUUGCUCAGUCAAGCUAUUCUGGAAUUGCAGGAACAAGGUGUUCUAUCCAAAAUGAAGACAAAGUGGUGGCAGGAGAAACGUGGUGGUGGUGCCUGUACGGAUACGAAAGGUGAAAGCAGUGCACUCGCCUUAGAAAUAAGUAAUUUGGGUGGUGUCUAUUUGGUGUUAAUUGUUGGUUCCAUAUUUGGAAUAUUUGUUGCAAUUUUGGAAAUGUUACUGGGUAUAAAACAACGUUGUGAUGAGUAUAAGGUAUCCUUCAAAGCUGAACUUAUGGAUGAAAUACGUUUCAUACUGCGAUGUUCGGUCAAUGAGAAACCCGUUAAGUAUCCUAAGAAUUCUAGUCGCAGCUCAAGUUCAAGCAGCAAAUCGAAACACCGCUCUACUUCUAGUUCAGUGGACUCAUUGCCAACGGAACACUUGGAGGAGCACAAGAAGCACAGCGUUGCCGAGCAGGGCAAGCUUGCGAAACUCAAAUAAAUUUCAAAUAUUAAAAAUGUGAAA
Molecule: messenger RNA, 2824 nt
Organism: Teleopsis dalmanni
Lineage: Eukaryota; Metazoa; Arthropoda; Insecta; Diptera; Diopsidae
Product: glutamate receptor ionotropic, kainate 2-like
Exons: 15
Coding region: 35-2800 (921 amino acids)
Biological process (GO): synaptic transmission, glutamatergic; modulation of chemical synaptic transmission; monoatomic ion transport
Cellular component (GO): postsynaptic membrane; plasma membrane
Molecular function (GO): transmitter-gated monoatomic ion channel activity involved in regulation of postsynaptic membrane potential; glutamate-gated receptor activity
Source: RefSeq, a predicted model, not a curated record